Corylus avellana is the source of this 939-nucleotide messenger RNA. The record is from RefSeq and is a predicted model, not a curated record. NCBI's taxonomy places the organism in Eukaryota, Viridiplantae, Streptophyta, Magnoliopsida, Fagales, Betulaceae.
AAAAAAAAAAAAAAAAAAACAAUUUUAAUUUCGUUUUUCGUUCGGCUGGUCUGCUCCGUGGCCACCCCAUUCUCACGCUUCUUCAGUUCUUCUCUCCCUUUCUCUUCUCCCUCUCUCUCUCCCACAGUCUCUCUCGAAUGCUCUUUCUCUCUCUCAGACGCUCCAACUCCAAGGCAUAAAUAGCAUUUGUAACUUGUAAGAGUAAAGGUCCGGAGAUCUGAUAUCAGGGCAGAAAAUAGGUGGUCAGGAACUGAUUGUGGCCUGGAUUUUUACCAGCGACACUGAGAUUAUCAAUGGCAACCACAGCUUGUUUUAUCAUUGUGAGCAGGAAUGACAUCCCUAUAUAUGAAGCUGAAGUUGGAUCAACGGCUAAAAGAGAAGAUGCUGCUCAACUGCAUCAGUUCAUAUUACAUGCAGCUUUGGAUAUUGUUCAGGAUCUUGCAUGGACUACUAGUGCCAUGUUCUUGAAAGCAAUAGACAGGUUUAAUGAUUUGGUGGUGUCAGUAUAUGUUACAGCUGGUCAUACGCGAUUUAUGCUGCUUCAUGACUCUCGUAAUGAUGAUGGAAUUAAGAGCUUUUUCCAAGAGGUUCAUGAGCUCUAUAUAAAGAUUCUUCUUAAUCCCCUCUACUUGCCUGGAUCUCGCAUUACAUCAUCACACUUUGAUACAAAAGUUCGUGGCCUUGCACGGAAAUAUCUGUAGAGUUCUUCAUGCUCAUUUGAUUUUGGGAAUGAGUUGCAAGUUUCAAUAUAGCUGGAGUUAAAUCUCCCUUGUUUCUGAUACUUUGAUGUUUUGGAUAAUUCUAAGUUUCAAAGGCUUUUAUUUUAGGGGUUUGUUAUUUGAACAGUGCAUGAGAUAUUUGUACCUAUGUUACUAAAAAAAGUAAAUACUAAAAUUUGUUCUCAUGGAAUAUUCCACUGCCAUUAGCUACUUUCAUCCA